AUGGCGACUGUCAACCAGAACAUGUUCGCCGCCAAUGUCGCCUCGGAUCGACCGGGCGGAGUAUCGCUGCUGCUACUCCCGCUCAACCUGAUCGCGCAGAUUGUGUCCAAUGUUGCCGACACCGCAGAUCUCGCUCGUCUAUGCCGAACAUGUCGGGUCUUCAACUACAUGGCCCUGCCUCAGCUCUACCGCAGUCUCACGCUUACUUCAUACGACAAAAUUCGAUAUCGCGGCGAGCUACCGGAAGGCAGCGGAAGCGCAAGCCCGUUCACCAUGGGACUGAACGCCGUCAUCACCCGACCGUACGCGACACUCGUGCAAUCCAUCUGUCUGCGGGGCGAGUGGAAGGAGUCUGAUAUCGAAGAAUAUGCACAAGUCGGACGGGUCCCGGACUCUUCCAUGCUGCUGAAUGUGGCCGUGCGCGCCGCGGUGGAUCGUAUGCAAUCCCUCGAAAGCUUCAGCUGGGAGCUUAACACGAAAAUGCUCGAGACCGUGUAUGCCGGUCUCACGGGGCUGCCGCACUUGACCUCCCUGACGAUUCGUUUCCCCUCCACGCGACAUCCACAACCGGCCUUUGCGUUGCCGGGCAUGCCCAAUCUGCGCCGUUUGAAGAUCACCGACAUUGACCCGCUCUGCUAUCCCGAUGACAUUUCCACCAUUCUCCUCAAAAGUCGACAGUUGCGAGAUUUACGGUUGCAUUGGUCCCCUCGCAUGCGACGCGCGCAAGAGCCCAGUGUCUCCCUGCACGACUACUUCAGGAAAUGUAUCGCGGCGAAGCAGCCGUUGGCUGUCACCAAGCUCUCGUUCCAGAAUCUGUAUGCAUUUCACAGCGAGGAAUUCAAUCUUAGCUUCAACCCGACCACCAUGGAAGAUGUCACAUUCCUGAGCGGGUCGGAUACGGUCGGCCUCAUGAACACGUUCAUGGACAACAGCUGGCCGAACGUCAUACCGCAUCGAGAACUCAAGAUCAAGUCCAUGCGACUGGAUACGAUAGCCAAGCGCAAUGCCGAUUUCCUAGGCAGCUUUAAGGGUCUCGAAAAGCUAUACAUGGUCAAUACGUACGACAAUUCGUGCGACAGUCUGAACUCUCCCCGUCCAGGCGGCUCCGCCGAUUUCACGCCGACAAUCCCUCAGUCGCCCGUUGGAAAUGGAACCACGGCCAGUUCCCCCGUGGCCGCAGUGUCUCCUGCCCACCCGUCUGGCAUCGCUCUCAGUGUGCGUGACACUUAUCUGGCCAACAUCACCUUGAAUCAUGGCGCGACGCUGCGACACCUGCUUCUUUGCGCCAAAUGGCCUCUUUCCACUUCCAUCAUUGCGCGUCUGGUCCACAGUUGUCCGAACCUUGAGCAACUGGCUCUCGCGACAGAUGUAUCCUCUUUAGACUCUCUCAGUAUGCUGGUGCCAUUCCUGCGGAAGCUGGUUGCCCUUCGCCUUUUGAUACCCCCGGGGUCUCCGCACCCCUCUUCGAGUACCGCACUCGCUGUCAACCCUGCAACAGUCGCGGCAGGUUUGCCUGGAGGAGGAGACGGAUGGAGUCCCAAGUCUCCCUCACAUAUCACCGCUAGCCCGCAAUUUCUGGAGAACUUGCGUCUAUAUCAGCUACCAAAAGCAGUUGAAAACGUCAUCGCCACUGCAAGAAGCCUCGCAGACAUUGUCAAUCUGGACGACGAGUACCUGAUGAAUAUCAUGAGCCGUGACAUGGCCGAUCAACAAAACUUUGGCAAUCUCAGGAUCGUCGGCAUGGGAUGGAAAGCCUUCGAACUGCGCGGACAUUACAAAGUCUAUGUGCCCACACCCGAGCCAUCUGGAGACAACACGCCGGCUGCCCCUGCAGAUACCGCCGCUCCGGAGGUCGGAGUUCAGAAGCGACCCGUUUCUUCGCAACCGAUCACUGGAGUCAAUGGCCAGAAUGAUACGGCCUCGACGCCUCUCCAUCGGUCUGCUUCCAUGCCAUCCAGCCGUGCAAACGGGGCCCCCCCAAGACCCUCCACCACCGUGCCCCCCUCACUACUCGGCAAGCGAUCCCGCGAAGACAGCCAACCCAGCCAACAUAGCCAACAUCUACCGCCUCCAGCGGCCACGCUUUCCCAUGAACCACGCACGAACCCUGACUCCCCGGAUCCGCCGGGGUACGGCCAUUUCCCCCCAUCUUCAAGCCUGACGGAUUUGUGUACCGUCGGCACGUCAAACGAGUGGGUUGGGAUGUUUUGCAGAAGUGGGAGAUUUGGAAGCUCGAUGCUCAAGAGAUUUGAGUUUUGA
Molecule: messenger RNA, 2259 nt
Organism: Penicillium diatomitis
Lineage: Eukaryota; Fungi; Ascomycota; Eurotiomycetes; Eurotiales; Aspergillaceae
Exons: 2
Coding region: 1-2259 (752 amino acids)
Molecular function (GO): protein binding
Source: RefSeq, a predicted model, not a curated record